UCUACCCCAGCUGACUGGCAGUACUUGUUUACUGGUGGAGGUACACAGGGAGAGACGAGAGGGGGAAAACCAUACUGCCGACAACACGAGAGAAGUUUUUCCCACUUUCAGCCCAUUCCCACGCCAAUGAGUUCAUCUAAACCGCACACUGGGGUCUUGUGGACGGAAUUGAGUGGUUUUAUGGGCAGGCCCGACACGCGUUGGACGCUGGUCUGUUGAUUAACGUGGAAGAUUAAAACGCAACGCGACCGUGACGCGCGUACGCUCACACACUUCGGGAGCAUUGUGCUAGAAGCAAAGACUUUAGGGAAAUAUCCAUAUUUUUAUUUGGCUCUCAACGCUUUGAAAAUACACAAACGUGUGUGGAUACUUAAUUUUAGGGGACGGUGGCUUAUCUGACAGCGGAAUAGCAAAAAAGCUCUUUUGGUUUAUAUGCAUGUGUAUAUGGGGGCGAGGAGAUGCCCAUUUUUCUGAUAAGAACAUUUGGCAAUACAUGAAACGACCCGUGGAAUAACGCAUAUAUUUUGCCUCUGCCCUCAGAGACACUAAAAUCUGUCAAAUUAUUGGAAAUUUUGACUAUUUGGAAACAUCUGCAAGCUUUUCUGAGAACUGUGGAUUUUUUCCCCCAUUUUUUUAAGGCAGCCUGGGCUACUAUACUCUUAUUAAUUUUACAGGAAUUUGCAAACUAAAACAGGGGUAUGAAAAAGUUGCAAUGUACUGUACCCUUAAGGGUACCUCAUUCCUAGAAGUGUGGGGUUGAUUCCAUGGAAGAAAUGCAUGGACGUUUUUCAUGCCUGAUCUACUCAAAGCAGAGAUGCAUCUGAAAAAUCGCUCAAAAUGAUUUUUAUUCAUUUAUUUUUCACUAGAGUGCAAGAUCAUGUUAUUUAAUAGUAAUUUAACCCGUGCUGUGUAGGCAACAACUACUUAAAUUGAACAUUAUUUUUAACUGAAGCACGCUGGACCCCUGGGUCCCCUUCUUGGGGGGUCUCAUUUAAGUUGUCGCUGGGAUUGAGACUUUAUUGGCCUGGAUAUAAGCUAAUUAACGUUUUAUUUUCUUUUGUUGAUUUUUGACACGCCAGAGGAGGAUUUAUUUUUCAAGAAAACUAAAACGUGUCGCGAGACAUAAUGCGGCUGGACACAUCUGUGGUUGUUUUGGUCACUUUCGCCUACAUCGUGUGCCUCUGCGGAUCGCUACAUGGAGAAAUUUGCCCCAGCACGGACAUCCGCAACAAUGCGACCAACCUGCGCGUUCUCGAGAACUGCACGGUGAUCGAGGGCCACCUGAAGAUCCUGCUCAUGUUCAAGACCAGACUGGAGGACUUCCGAGGCUUGAGUUUUCCAAAGCUGGUCAUGAUUACAGACUACCUGCUCCUCUUCCGCGUCUACGGCCUGGAGAGUCUCGGCGACCUCUUCCCGAACCUCACCGUCAUCCGUGGUAACAACCUCUUCUUCAACUACGCCCUAGUCAUGUUCGAAAUGAUCCAGCUGAAGGAAAUCGGCCUCCACAGCUUGACAAACAUCACACGUGGGGCGGUACGCAUCGAGAAGAACCCAGACCUCUGUUAUUUGUCCACUCUCGACUGGUCCAAGAUCUCAGACUCGAUGGAGGACAACUACAUUGUGGCAAACAAGGAUGACCGGGAGUGCGGAGACAUUUGCCCGGGUACCAUCACGGGAACGAUAACCUGCAAACAGACCACAAUCAACGGGAAUUUCGGAGAACGAUGCUGGAACCAGAACCAUUGCCAGAGAAUUUGUCCUUCCGAAUGUGUCCACAGUGCCUGUACCCCCCAUAAGGAGUGCUGUCAUGAUCAGUGUCUGGGCGGCUGCUCUGUGCCAGGGAACGCAACCAAAUGCGUAGCUUGUCGCAACUUCCUGUUUGGCGAGGCCUGCGUGGAGCGCUGCCCGCCGGGCUACUACACCUUCAAGGGAUGGCGCUGCGUGUCCUUAAAAUUCUGCCAGGACCUCCACAACCAGUGCAAGGGCAAGAGCGGCGACUGCCAUCAGUACGUCAUCCACAACGGGGCCUGUAUCCCAGAAUGCCCGUCUGGAUACACCACCAUGAAUUCCACCACGUUGAACUGCACGCCAUGUGCCGGACGAUGUCCCAAACUUUGUACGGGGGUGAAGACGGUGGACUCGGUCAUGGCCGCUCAGGCUCUGCGGGGCUGUACGGUGCUCAACGGCAGUCUGAUCAUCAAGAUCAGCGGAGGAAACAAUAUCGCGGCAGAGCUGGAGGCCAGUCUGGGUCAGCUGGAGGAGAUCACGGGCUACCUGAGCAUCCGCAGAGCCUACGCUCUCGUCUCCCUCUCCUUCCUCCGCAAGCUGCGUGUCAUUCGCGGUGAAACGCUGGAAGCGGGGAACUACUCGUUCUACGCCAUGGACAACCAGAACUUGCGGCAGCUGUGGGAUUGGUCCAAACACAACCUCACCAUACUCAACAGCAGGAUGUUCUUCCUCCACAACACCAAACUCUGCAAGUCUGAGAUCCUCCGGAUGGAAGAAGUGACCGGGACCAAGGACAGGAUCCCUAAAAAUGAAAUCAGCAUCCCCGCUUAUGGAGACCAGGCCUUCUGUGAGAACCAAGUUCUUAAAUUUACGCUAAUCCGCACGACCCACGACAAGAUCCUCAUCAAGUGGGAGCCGUUCUGGCCCUCAGACUUCAGAGACCUGCUGGGAUUCAUGGUCUUCUAUAAGGAAGCUCCUUAUAGGAACGUGACAGAAUAUGACGGACAGGACGCCUGUGGCUCUAACAGUUGGGCGAUAGCCGACGUGGAGCCUCCACAACGCGUCACCGAGGGCAACCAGAUAGAGCCGGGUCAUCUCAUCAUGCCUCUGAAGCCCUGGACCCAGUACGCCAUCAUGGUCAAAACCCAACUCGCCGCCUCUGAUGACCAUCAGGUCCGUGGGGCCAAAAGCGAGAUCAUCUACGUCCGCACCAACGCCACCAGACCCUCGGUACCACUGGACCCCACUUCCAGGUCCAUCUCCUCCUCACAGAUCAUUCUCAAGUGGAAGCCACCCUCCGAUCCCAACGGAAACAUCACCCACUACAUCAUCUACUGCCAGAAGCAGAAUGAGGACAUCACGCACUACAAGUUCGACUACUGCCAGCAAGGAAUGAAAGUGCCGUCCCAUACCCCUACACACCACGACACUGAAGACGACCAGAAGGGGAACCAAACGGAGGUGCCCGAUGAAAAGGGCCGUUGCUGCGCCUGCCCCAAAACAGAGACGCAGCUGAAGAAAGAAGCCGAAGAGUCCGAAUUCCGCAAGACCUUUGAGAACUACCUCCACAAUGAAGUGUUUGAACCCAGACCCCACCGACGGCGCCGUUCAGUGGGUGUAGCCAAUGCUACUUUGCCGAAUUUUGCAAUCACACCGUCCAGCCUGCCCAACUUUGCCACCACUUUAAGCCCAGAGGACAAGAGCCCGAAGAUGGUGUUCAAAGCCAGCUCCAAAGAGUCCACGGUCAUCUCCGACCUGCUCCACUUCACCAGCUACCAGAUCGAGAUCCAGGCCUGCAACGACCCCACAGACCAGAGCCGCUGCAGCAUGCCUACAUACGUCAAUGCCCGCACGCUGCCUGAACAAAAAGCAGAUAACAUUGUCGGGCCAGUGACUCACGAAUUUCUUCCUGAAGAACCGGAAUUCGUCUAUAUCAAAUGGAAGGAACCAAGAGCACCCAAUGGCAUGAUCAUACUAUAUGAAAUCAAGUUCUUGAGGAUGUCAGAUAACUAUGAGGAUCAAAUCUGUGUGUCCAGAAUCACUUAUGAGAAAAAUCAUGGCUGUCGAUUAAGAGUAGGGCAUCCUGGGAAUUACAGUGUGAGAAUCCGCGCCACCUCGCUGGCCGGCAACGGUUCCUGGACGGAGCCUAUGUACCUCUUUGUUCAAGACAAGGAAAUGAACAUGAAAAUCAUCAUCGGCCCGGUCAUCUGCUUCAUUGUACUGCUGUUUCUGGCCAGUACAGUCUUUAUUGUCCUUAAGAAGAAACAAACUGAAGGACCGACUGGCCCAUUAAUUGCUUCCUCAAACCCUGAAUAUUUAAGUGCAAAUGAUGUGUACAUCCCAGACGAAUGGGAGGUGCCUCGGGAGAAGAUCAAUGUUUUGAGAGAGCUCGGUCAGGGAUCGUUCGGAAUGGUGUAUGAAGGCAUCGCUAAAGACAUUGUGAAGGGUGAGCCGGAGACGCGAGUGGCUGUGAAAACUGUCAACGAGUCUGCGAGUCUACGUGAGAGGAUCGAGUUCCUUAAUGAGGCUUCUGUCAUGAAAGCAUUUAGCUGCCAUCAUGUGGUCCGCUUGCUUGGUGUGGUAUCUAAGGGGCAACCAUCAUUGGUCGUGAUGGAAUUGAUGACGCAUGGUGAUCUGAAAAGCUACCUGCGUAGCCUGAGACCUGAUUCUGAAAAUAACCCAGGCCGUCCACCACCAACCCUGAAGGAGAUGAUCCAAAUGGCAGCGGAGAUAGCAGAUGGCAUGGCAUACCUCAACGCUAAAAAGUUUGUCCACAGAGACCUUGCUGCCAGAAACUGCAUGGUGGCUGAAGAUUACACUGUGAAAAUUGGAGAUUUCGGUAUGACGCGAGAUAUCUAUGAGACUGAUUAUUAUCGCAAGGGCGGGAAAGGCUUACUGCCUGUCAGAUGGAUGGCGCCAGAGUCCCUAAAAGAUGGCGUUUUCACCGCUCACUCUGACUGCUGGUCUUUUGGAGUGGUAUUAUGGGAGAUCAACACGCUUGCUGAGCAGCCUUACCAGGGACUGUCCAAUGAGCAAGUGCUCAAGUUUGUCAUGGAUGGAGGAUACCUGGACAGACCAGAGAACUGUCCAGAGAGAAUGCACAACCUCAUGCAGAUGUGUUGGCAGUACAACCCGAAGAUGCGGCCCACCUUCCACGAGAUCAUCGAGAUGAUGAAGGAGGACCUGCAUCCCACUUUCCAAGAGGUCUCCUUCUUCUACAGCGAGGAGAACAAACUGCCUGAGACCGAGGAGUUCGAUAUGGACUUCGAGAACAUGGAAAGCAUACCACUGGACCCCUCAUCCUAUUCCCAACGUGAGGAGAGCCUCAGUAGAGACAACGGCCCCUCGGUGGGCCUACGGGGCAAUUAUGAGGAGCACGUGCCCUAUACACAUAUGAACGGUGGAAAGAAAAAUGGCAGAAUUCUGUCUUUACCCAGAUCUAGUCCGUCCUAACGUUUGCCUCGGCUUUUCCUCUCAUUUUUUUAAAGAAAAGUUUUUAAAUGCGUUAUUUUUGCAGAGGCCCUUAAAGAUACAGAUCUCAGGUCUUUUUUGUUGUUGUCGUCGUCGUCGUCGUCGUUUUUGUCUCAUGCUACACUAGUAUGGUUACCACGAAAACGGACGUUUUUUCAUCCAGCGCACCAUUCGCUUUCUGACACUUUUACACUUUUGCCAAGUUUCCAGACAGUUUGGUUGGGCAAACUGUGAACAUGACUAAAUCAACCAGAAAAGCUGCUUCAGCUACGUCACCUCAAAGUCCACUUCCUUCUCCCUUGGAUGCUUAUUUCCUGUCUUUUUUUUGUUUUGUUUUUUGUUUUUUUGUUUUUUAAGUGGAAAUCUUUUAAGAUAGUGGCCUUUUAUUACGUGGCCUAUAAAAAAAAAGAGAAGUGUCUAUCAAUGCUUGUGUUAAUAAUUUCUUUAGAACAAUGACUUUACAGUGUGGAACUAUGGGAUGGCUUAUAUUCUUUUAGAACAAACGUUUGUUUUCUAGAGGAAUGACUUUUAUUUUGUCCUGGAGAAUUCCUGAAUUCACAUAGAUGAUUUUCACAUUAUGUUCUGGUGAAUGAGGUUUAAUUUAUUUGCUUUAUUUUUUUCUCUGAGCUUUUUACUCCUGUGUCCUUUUUACCGGCUGAAGGAUAUUUAACAGUUAUGAAUUGGACAAAAGAGUUACUCAGACUGACCAAUAGCUGCUGCUCUGAUAUAAAGUGGGUAUAUAUAGAUUGGUAUCAGUAUUUUAAAUAUAUUAUUCACAACAUCUGAACUUUUGUACAUAAUUCUAAUGUCUUUUUCUAAUGUCUUCAUCAGCUUUGCUUAUACAUUUUUUUUUUCUUCUUUUUUUGCAACAGAAUCUCUUUUUAUGAGCUCUUUUUAAUGUCUAACCAAAAAAAAACGUCACAUUAAUUAACGUGCAGGUCGACUCACAGGGAUAUUCCAGUACACAAAGGGGAGCAUUUUUGGUUUAGUCUAAAAUAUUGAAUAUCAAAAUGUCAAUUUCAAUUUGGGAUAGUUAAUAAUAACUAUAAAAUUCAUAAUAGUAAAAAUAAUAAUUAUUAUUGAAUUAAAAAUACACAUAUUUGAAGAUAGUAAACAAAUAGAAUUGUUGUAAGAUAUCCCUCAGUUUAAUUUUGGGAUUCCGAGUGCUGUUAUAGAGAAUGUUUUGGGAAUGUUUUGAAGGAUCGCCUUCAGUGGGAUAUGAAAGGUUGUUUUUUGCUCGAUUUACCUGAUUUAGGAUCUUAUUGUGAAAGAUAAGCUUGUCUACCGAGGGACGCUGAGUGGAAAUAUACUAAUUCGACCUGGAUCAAUAAAGCAUUCCAGUAAGUUAUCAGGCUCCGGUACCUGUUAAAGUAUCCAAAAGUGAGAGUAGUUCUCGCACGGCAUCACAAAACAAUGGCGUUUACUCUGUAGUUCUGAGAAAGCGAAGUCUUAGAAGACCAAUGGGAAAUAAGCUUCCUUCUCUUUGUCAGAAUGAUGCCGCUUAACCCCUUAAAGAAGAAAAAAGCAGUUAACCUUCACAGCUUUCGUAUGCAGACGCUCAAUUCCUCAACUUUGUGCCUUCUCCCAUCGCCAGAGGCAAGAGAGAUGGCAUUUUUACUGGAUCUUACUUGUCGUCAUCAACAAUGUGCACAUUUCAUGUAUGUGCGUGUAUAUUUGUGUAUGUAUAUUUAUUUGUGGGUAGUUGGGAGGGAAACGGCAAAACGAGGCUAAAAUUCACGCGCAAGCUUUUGUAAACAUGUUUGCCAUUUCCUCACCAUAAUGCUCACGUUUUUUUACCGUAGCCUGAUAGAAAAAUGCUCCCUUUUUCUCGACCUUAUUGGCUUUUUUUUUUUCAGAUGUACAUAGCACAAUCAAAGAAAUCAAACUUGUUUGUAGCUCUUCGUUACACUAUUACUAUUAGCAGUGAGCAGACAUCUAUAUGAUUUUUUUUUUCUCCCUAAAUUACAAGAUUAUCAUAUCUUUGAAAAGGCAGAUGUUGAAAUUUGUAUUUAUUUUAUGAUCCUCAUAAUUAUGAAAAUCCCUGCUAGCUUUUAUUACAGUACUCUAAGGCGGGUAAAGCUAGUCUUUUUUUGGUGUUUUUGUUUUUGUUUUUUAAAGAGAGAUACAGCUGGCGAGGCCGAGAAUACAGUGGGUUUACUAGCGCUAAAGUGUUUUAGUUGGUUGUUUGGACACAGUCUACCUCAGUAUUUUGUUAGAAAUUUAUUAGAGCCGAGUGCAUCUCUCUUUAGUUGUUUGAAUUUCUUUAUCAGGCUUGUUUCGGGGCAGCGAACACCACAGCUACAAUCCCUAAUUCGGCCACUAGAGGUUCUCUCUCGCAAUUACGAACAUUAAACCUUAUUUCCCUUCGGCAAUUUGUUCGAUUUUGAUUUUGGAGAAAGCUUUGAACCCAAAGAGUCACUUUAGCGGGUUGCGUCUUUCGUUUGAGUCAUCUGAAUUACGCAGAGUCAGUUUAUUUGCGCAACAACGAGAUAAAAUGAUCACUUAAAAAAUUUAACCAUGGAGUAUUACAAAGGUACAACGUCAAAUACUGUGAGGUGUGUGGGAAAAACUAGUUUUUAUUGUACGGUACACCGUUUGGCUCUGUAAUGCUAGGAGUUUUAUACGGUCUAUUACAUAAAGCACUUAUUUGAAUAAUACAAAAAAGCCACUUGUCAUUAGUCCGUAUUUUUUCUUGCGAUUUCAGCUGAAUUGAACCUUUCAGGUCACGUCCAAAGAGUGGAUGACUACUGAAUCACAGUUUAUUGCGCAAAAAUGCCCACGAAACACAUUUUGUGUUAUUUUUAUUUUUAUUGGCUAUGUAGUUACAGUGGGCGUUUAACCGUUGGUGAAACAGCUCUUUGCUCGCUGCAAUAUCUUACCGAACAAACUGAUGCCCACCCCAAGUUCAGUGUAGUUUCUUUUGCAUAUAAAAAAAAAAUCUUUUCUUUUUUGUUUGUUUGCUCCAAAUGUGAUUGUCAAUGUCUUUUUUUUUUUUUUAUCCAUGUGUUUUUCUACUGUGAAAAUUUCUAUCAAUGCCAUAGUUUAUAGUAAACACGGACUUCACCUCUGCCUCUCCUUACACGUGCGUUCAUGAAUAUUCUUGCAGACAAUCCUAUGUGCCAUAGAAACGUUUUUUUUUUUUUUUCCUCAGGGAGAUGUGAGCGUUGGGUUUUGUUAAUCGGAGGAGCAUCAAUUAUCCACUGCUAGCUUAAUCGUACGAGAAAAACUUAAGGAUGGACAACUGCAAAAACAAUGCCUUUGGGUGCCUGUCGUGCAUCUCUAAAGCAUUUAGCAUAUUUUGUUGCCUCUCCAUUGUGUGUCGGGGAAUAAAUUGAGCGCCCCCUGGUGGAUCCGUAGUGCCUUGCACAAACCUAAGUAUCCUCCAAGCCAAACCUGGCCAACAAACUCCCUGGACCGGAUUGUUUUUCACCCAACAUCCUCAAAAUACUGGAGCCUAUUGUACAGAUUUCUAGACGUAGGUACACAGGUUAGCACAUCUUCGGCUCAACGCUUGGCUCGGUUUUACUGUAUUGGUAUAUGUGAAUGAUAUUCUUUUAUUUUUAUUUUGAAUUAAGCUGAACUUGUCUCUUCUUGGAAAUGCUACAGCUUGUGUUGUGCGCUUGGCAGACUGCCCGACGUCGUACGAUAGAUUCACCAAACAACAACUUUGGCAGCUCCCAGUGUAUAAAUCUAAAUUAAGAGAAUAUAAUUUUGAUAAAUGACCUUAAAUUUUCACUCAAACCCAAAUGCGGUUUUCUACAGCAAGCUAGAAGAGCAAAACAGGUCGAGAGCAAGGCAUUGUAUGUAUUUUAUUGUUUUUAAAAGGAAAAAAGUAUUACACGUAGAGAUAUUAAUUUCUAUUUUUUUAGUCAAAAUAGGGAGGGCAAAUUCAAUAACUUUUUUGACUGACUGUAAACUUUUACUAUUCAUGUACAUUACGGAAUUAACAUUAUCAAUGUAUAUAGCUUUCUUUUCAAUAAAAGUGUGAUGUCUUUUGUUCAUGGCAUUACACUGUGAUUCAGAGAUAUAAAUGACAUCGAUUUUACUCUCCAAACUGAUCGGAUGACAAACCCGUUCGGGGUUUGGCCUACAAUGAUGUUCUUUGUACGACAUUGCAUUGUUGUUUCAUUCUUUUUAUUUCAUGUACAACUACUUGUUUGCCAUCCAAGAAAUGAUUGCAUAUCCUUUGUCAGCAUUUUGUAUCUGUAAAUUGUUACCCUUUUCUUUGUACGAUACGGAAAAUUCCUCUACGUGGCGAUUCAUAAAGGUGACCGUUUGAAUAAACAGUUGUUUUUCAAUGUGAAAAACUGGAAAAGACCACUGCAGACUUUAUUAUAAGCUACAAUCAUACAAAAAUAAAGGUAUGAUUGACAUCUGAAACGAUUGACAACUUACACAUACAGAUGACAGAGAGCAAAUCUGGAUGAUAAAAUCAUGUUGACCCCAGUUACAGUACAUCAGCAAGUCAAGUUUUGUUAAUAUUGAAUGUGUUAAAUGUUUAUUUCUUAUGUAAAUCUGACAUCUUUUGGGCUUAUAUGUGAUAGACGGACAUGUUUCAAAUGGUCUGGCCUGUUUAAACCAUCAAAUUAGCAGCAAAUUAUGUGUUUUCCAAAUGUUGUCCUGUAACAUUUUCUCUUUGGUUGAAAGUUUCACCAUUUUGUUUGUUUUGUUUAUCCCUGCUGUUCCUUGUUUCAUUUUUUGUUUGUUUUUUGUGUAUUUUAUUCUUCCUCUGUGCACAUAGACGAUCCCCAGACAAUGUUUUUUUGUAGUCCCGUCAUUCACCUGUAUUGUAGAAAAUGUUAUUUAAUCAUCAACACACACUUUCCCCUCAACUUUCCCUUCACUGGUUGAAUUUGUGCCAUUUACGUUGCGGUACACGAGCGUAUGGAAAACCAUCGUCACUUAUUUAAACAAAACAACUAAUCUGUCUGACCAGGAUCAAACUGUGCCAUGAUUAACUAGUACGGAUCGACAGUUUUAGUUUUUCAAGGAGAGCCAAGCAGUGACGUGUACAGUAAAUGUUGGAAUGAAAUGAAAAUAAAUCUUGCUGUGUGUAAAUUAUUCAA
Megalobrama amblycephala (Wuchang bream) is the source of this 10265-nucleotide messenger RNA. It is a transcript of the gene insrb, whose product is annotated as insulin receptor b. Gene Ontology annotation, biological process: cell surface receptor protein tyrosine kinase signaling pathway; protein autophosphorylation; positive regulation of kinase activity. Lineage: Eukaryota; Metazoa; Chordata; Actinopteri; Cypriniformes; Xenocyprididae. Gene Ontology annotation, molecular function: insulin receptor activity; insulin receptor substrate binding; ATP binding. Gene Ontology annotation, cellular component: axon; insulin receptor complex; membrane. The record is from RefSeq and is a predicted model, not a curated record. Bases 1126 to 5181 code for a protein of 1351 amino acids. The transcript has 21 exons.